AGUAGCGACGGUUGUUGUUUUUCUGCGACGGAGGUGCGAGUGGUUAUGAGCAGUCCCAUGGCAUCCAGCUCCAAAGACCGGCCAGUGUCCAGGACUAGCUUCAUCCCAGAACUACAGAGCAUGAUGUUCGCGCUGGGAGACGCUCGCCGGCCUCUGCACGACACGGCCGCUCUGGUGGAGGACAUCGUGCACACGCAGCUCGUUACCAUGCUGCAUCAGGCCAGCGAGGGGGCGUGUCAUCGAGGGUCGAGGGUCAUUUCUGCUGAGGACAUCCUGUUCGUGAUGAGGAGAGACAAGAAGAAGGUGGCGAGGUUACUGAAAUACCUUCAGUUCAGAGAUUAUAAAUCUAAACUGCUCAAAGCUCUUGAGGACGACGACCCGCAGCAGGAAACAGAUAAGGGAGGAGCCACAGGUGGCGUUGCUGGGGGCAACCAGCGGAGGCAGCGAUUGGCCCAGGACUUUCUGGUGUGGAUGGAUCAGACUGGGGAACUGCUGUCAUUGGCCGAGAGACAAGAGGUGGACCCUGUCAAACAGGAGAGGAUGGAGCGAUUGGAGCGUCAGACUCGACUCAUGGACCAGACUCAGUACUCAGACUUCUGUGAGAGUCGACAGCUCAGCUUUGCCAAGAAGGCCUCAAAGUUUCGGGACUGGCUCGACUGCAGCAGCUUGGAGCUGAAGCCAAACAACAUCGCCAUGGAGAUCGUGUCAUACCUGGCCUAUGAGACGGUUGCCCAGAUCGUGGAUUUGUCUCUGCUGGUGAAACAGGAAAUGGCAACGAAGACGAACGCCAUCAGUCAUGUGAUCUCUUCCAGCUUCAUUCACUACACCACACACACUGAGGUCAAAAAGGAUCCAGACUCACCUGAGGCCACUCCACCCUCCACUCCAGGCUCCUCCCACUCAACAAAGCCCCUCCCACAGGGGAACGGCAGUGUGGACGGCCGAGCAAGACAAAGGAAACGCAAAAAGAGCUGUCCAGUUACAGUGGAGCCUCCUUGUGGAGCCAUCCAGCCCUCUCACAUCCGAGAGGCUAUAAGAAGAUACAACUACAGACACACAAGUUCUUACAGGAGGAACGGGAUGUCGUUCCUCGCCUGCUGACGAUCAUCAUCAUCAUCACCUGUACAGAUUGUUUUUGUUCCAUUGCUUUAAUAAAGAGUUUCCAUUAGAAA
Limanda limanda (common dab) is the source of this 1172-nucleotide messenger RNA. RefSeq names its product SPT3 homolog, SAGA and STAGA complex component (gene supt3h). The record is from RefSeq and is a predicted model, not a curated record. Gene Ontology annotation, molecular function: transcription coactivator activity; protein heterodimerization activity. Gene Ontology annotation, biological process: transcription by RNA polymerase II. Lineage: Eukaryota; Metazoa; Chordata; Actinopteri; Pleuronectiformes; Pleuronectidae. Bases 46 to 1101 code for a protein of 351 amino acids. The transcript is spliced from 12 exons.